Ceratitis capitata (Mediterranean fruit fly) is the source of this 2771-nucleotide messenger RNA. RefSeq names its product glutamine--fructose-6-phosphate aminotransferase [isomerizing] 2. Gene Ontology annotation, biological process: UDP-N-acetylglucosamine metabolic process; carbohydrate derivative biosynthetic process; protein N-linked glycosylation. Bases 416 to 2470 code for a protein of 684 amino acids. Lineage: Eukaryota; Metazoa; Arthropoda; Insecta; Diptera; Tephritidae. The record is from RefSeq and is a predicted model, not a curated record. Gene Ontology annotation, molecular function: carbohydrate derivative binding; L-glutamine:D-fructose-6-phosphate transaminase (isomerizing) activity. The transcript has 2 exons.
AUGAUUUAUCAAUACUAAUAUGACAGUGGUAACUCUUCAUUAGCCUGUAUGAAAAUAGUGGGUGGCGCAAUGCAAUAUAAACAAAGGUGAUAAAUAGCACAGUGACUUUUCUUCUAUAUAAAAGACAAUCAUUAAAGAUUACUUGGACGUAGAAAAAAACGGAAAUGAACUCUAAUCUUAUCUCAUAAAGAAAACAUUUAUAAGCCAUCCAUUUGAGCACAUAGCACAUUCAUCAAAACAUUUUGAAUAAACAUAAUACAUACUUCCAGCGCAACGAUAAAUGCCGACGUUGAUACUAUAACAGUUGGGGAAAAAUUUAAAGCAGUGUGGUAUACGUGGCGUUCAGCAAUUUGUUUAUUCAUUAGCUCACAGAAAAUACACACAGAUCUAGUUUCCAAAAGAACUUAUAUUUGCGAUGUGUGGAAUUUUUGCUUAUCUGAACUACUUGACUCCGCGCUCAAGGCAGGAAGUGUUAGAAUUACUUUUGAAUGGACUUAAGAGGUUAGAGUACCGUGGUUAUGACUCAACUGGAUUAGCUAUUGACGAUCCGGAGGCCGACGCUCAAAGUAAUAGCAUAAUUAUAGUGCGUCGUACUGGCAAAGUGAAAGUUUUGGAGGAUGCCAUUGCAGAAAUAUGUAAUAGUGAUGCUUAUAAACAACCCAUUUCAACACAUGUUGGAAUUGCACACACUCGAUGGGCUACUCACGGUUCACCAUCUGAAACUAAUUCUCAUCCUCAACGUUCUGAUGAAGAAAAUGCUUUCGUAGUGGUGCAUAAUGGUAUUAUUACCAAUUACAAAGAUGUAAAAACGUUACUGGAGAAACGUGGAUAUUCAUUUGAAUCGGAAACAGACACCGAAGCAAUUGCUAAGCUAAUACAUCAUCUAUGGCGAAAACAUCCCACCUAUUCGUUCCGCGAAUUAGUUGAACAAGCUAUUUUGCAAUUAGAAGGUGCAUUUGCGAUUGCUUGCAAAUCAAAGCAUUUUCCAGGAGAAUGUGUUGCCUCUCGCCGAGGCACACCACUAUUGGUUGGCAUAAAAUCCAAAACUCGUUUAUCCACAGACUACAUUCCCAUUUUGUAUGCCAAGAAGCAGCGCGCGCAUGGUAAAACAUUGCCAGCAGAAGUGUCCUUACCGCCUCGUUUCGAUGACACACCUGCAGAAUAUCAACCCUUGGAAGGUAAAGAAGUAGAGUAUUUCUUUGCUUCGGAUGCUAGUGCCAUUAUUGAACACACCGACAGGGUUAUCUACCUUGAAGAUGACGAUGUCGCCGCCGUUAGAGAUGGCUCGUUAAGCAUUCAUCGGCUUAAAAAAUGCUUGGACGAUCCACAUGCACGAGAAAUUACAACGUUGAAAAUGGAAAUUCAACAGAUUAUGAAAGGAAACUAUGAUUCAUUCAUGUUGAAGGAGAUAUUUGAGCAGCCCGAAUCCGUGGUAAAUACAAUGCGUGGACGCAUGUUUUUCGACACUCGUACAGCUGUCUUGGGUGGUAUCAAAGAAUUCAUACCAGAAAUUAAACGGUGUCGACGUCUUAUACUUAUAGCUUGUGGGACUUCAUACCAUAGUGCUGUCGCUACUCGUCAAUUGCUUGAAGAGCUGACCGAACUGCCAGUAGUUGUGGAGCUUGCAUCUGACUUCAUGGAUCGGCAUACGCCUAUUUUUCGGGAUGAUGUUUGCUUUUUUAUAUCACAAUCUGGUGAAACUGCAGACACGCUAAUUGCCCUGCGUUAUUGUAAGCAACGUGGUGCACUCAUUGUUGGUAUUACCAACACAGUAGGCAGUAGUAUUUGCCGUGAAUCUCAUUGUGGUGUGCACAUCAAUGCUGGCCCUGAAAUUGGUGUAGCUUCAACCAAGGCCUAUACCUCACAAUUUAUUUCAUUGGUUAUGUUUGCAUUAGUUAUGUCCGAGGAUAGGCUUUCACUACAACCAAGGCGACUUGAAAUUAUUCAAGGUUUAGAGAACCUAGCCGAUCAAAUUCGCAAAGUAUUGCAGCUUAAUUCCAAUGUACAAGAACUUGCUAAGGAUCUGUAUUUGCACAAAUCUCUUUUAAUUAUGGGACGAGGAUAUAAUUUUGCAACAUGUCUUGAAGGAGCUUUGAAAGUAAAAGAACUGACGUAUAUGCACAGCGAGGGAAUAUUAGCAGGUGAGCUGAAACAUGGACCUAUUGCCUUAGUUGAUGGUGAGAUGCCAGUACUGAUGGUAGUCAUGCGUGAUCCCGUUUAUACGAAAUGUAUGAAUGCACUUCAACAAGUAACAGCGCGUAAUAGCCGCCCGAUAUUACUCUGCGAAGAAGGUGAUGAAGAAACAAAAUCUUUCUCAUCUCGUGUUUUGGAAAUUCCACGUACUGUGGACUGCCUGCAAGGUAUACUCACAGUAAUACCAUUGCAACUGCUCUCAUAUCAUAUAGCAGUUUUGCGUGGAUGCGAUGUCGACUGUCCACGUAAUCUCGCCAAAUCAGUAACUGUAGAGUAGGUCUACAAAAAAUCUAUGUAUUUACACCAAAAAAGCAUUAACCAAAUUUGAAGUCUAUACCCAAUAUAUUAUGUUAUGUAAAAAUAUGAUAAUAAUCCUAAACUUAUAAAAGAAAACAUUUUACUCUUUUAGUAGUUUUGUUUAUAACUAUUUAUGUAUAUAUUAUUGGUAUUAUCUUAUUAUAUCUGUGACCUAAAUGUUAUACUUCAAUUGUGUAUUCUGUCUUUUAUUUUUAUUAAAUGUAUUACAAUUUCGUGUUCUAUGCAUUUUAACACAAAAUAAACGAAUUGGAAAACCAAAA